AUGAAGCAGGGCGUCAGCUCAUGGACGGUGACAGGCGCGACCUUGCUGCUGUGCUGCCGUUUGCGUGGUCACCGCUGGAGCCGCAGCCGUCGGGGAGCAGUGAUUGAGAACGACGAGCACGUGCUUGCCAUUCGGCGCUGGCUGGAUGAUGUUAUUAUUGGCUAUAACUUUUGCCCUUAUGCUCGCCCGACGGAUGAGGCGCAGCAAGUCCGUAUUGUGGCCAGCUCCUGCCGCUCCCCGGAGGGUGUAUUGGAGGACUUGUCAAUGGAAGCCGUUCGACUUCCAACUGUGGCCCAAAAGGACAUCGAUCCCGGCCAGCCGGCAACUACCCUGCUGGUUUGUCCACAUGUGGUGGAGUGGGAGUCCUUCGACGAGUUCCGAGCCUUCUACGACACGGAGCUGUCAAAUGGCUACAUCUUUGCAGAGCAGGACCUCUACAUUGUGUACUUCCAUCCCUCCUACGGACGCGGCUGGGGUCUGAGCGCUGAUCUCGGGCGGUCAAGAUUUCGGGUUUACGGCUUGCAGCAAGUACAUGAGUUCAGUUGA
Symbiodinium necroappetens is the source of this 546-nucleotide messenger RNA. Lineage: Eukaryota; Dinophyceae; Suessiales; Symbiodiniaceae. The record is from the annotation of a GenBank genome assembly.